Messenger RNA from Nakaseomyces glabratus, 1311 nucleotides. RefSeq names its product proteasome regulatory particle base subunit RPT4 (gene RPT4). Lineage: Eukaryota; Fungi; Ascomycota; Saccharomycetes; Saccharomycetales; Saccharomycetaceae. The record is from RefSeq and is a predicted model, not a curated record. Gene Ontology annotation, cellular component: cytosolic proteasome complex; proteasome regulatory particle, base subcomplex. Gene Ontology annotation, biological process: positive regulation of RNA polymerase II transcription preinitiation complex assembly. Gene Ontology annotation, molecular function: proteasome-activating activity; ATP hydrolysis activity; ATP binding.
AUGAGUGAAGAGCAAGAUCCGCUGUUGGCGGCUUUGAACGAGAGCAAUAACAAUGGGGGUAGUGGAGACAACGCCGCUGUAUCUGGGGAGGCUUCUGCCGAGCCAUUGGAGGCGGCACCUGAGCCAGAGCCCGUGGAUCCCGAGAAAGAAGCGUAUGAGAAGGCAUUGAGGCAUUUCAAGAAGAAGUUGAUGGAACACAGGAGGUAUGAUGACCAGUUGAAGCAGCGUCGCCAGACUAUACGGGAUUUGGAGAAGAUAUACGAUAAGACUGAGAACGAUAUCAAAGCGUUGCAGAGUAUCGGUCAAUUGAUUGGUGAAGUGAUGAAGGAGUUGUCGGAAGAGAAAUAUAUUGUGAAAGCGUCAUCAGGUCCUCGUUAUAUCGUAGGUGUCAGAAACUCGGUUGAUAGAUCGAAACUGAAAAAAGGUGUAAGAGUGACAUUAGAUAUUACCACUUUAACCAUUAUGCGAAUCUUACCCCGUGAAACUGACCCAUUGGUUUACAACAUGACCAGUUUCGAGCAGGGUGAGAUAUCUUUCGAGGGUAUCGGUGGUUUGACCGAUCAAAUUAGAGAACUAAGAGAAGUCAUUGAGCUGCCAUUGAAGAACCCGGAAAUUUUUCAAAGAGUUGGUAUAAAACCUCCAAAGGGUGUCUUGUUAUAUGGACCACCUGGUACGGGUAAGACCUUGCUCGCCAAAGCUGUCGCCGCUACAAUUGGUGCAAAUUUCAUUUUUUCACCAGCUUCUGGUAUUGUGGAUAAGUAUAUUGGUGAAUCUGCCCGUAUUAUUAGAGAAAUGUUUGCAUAUGCCAAAGAGCACGAGCCUUGUAUCAUAUUUAUGGAUGAAGUUGAUGCUAUCGGUGGUCGUAGAUUCAGUGAAGGUACUUCGGCAGACAGAGAAAUUCAAAGAACAUUGAUGGAAUUGCUGACACAGAUGGAUGGUUUCGAUAAUUUGGGACAGACAAAGAUUAUUAUGGCCACAAACAGACCCGAUACGUUAGAUCCAGCCUUGUUAAGACCAGGUAGACUCGAUAGAAAAAUUGAAAUCCCCUUGCCAAAUGAGGCCGGAAGACUGGAAAUAUUCAAGAUUCAUACGUCAAAGGUGAAGAAGAGUGGUGAAUUCGAUUUCGAUGCAGCCGUUAAAAUGAGUGAUGGUUUCAAUGGUGCUGAUAUUCGUAACUGUGCCACAGAAGCUGGUUUCUUUGCCAUCAGAGAUGACCGUGAUCAUAUUAUUCCAGAAGAUUUAAUGAAGGCGGUGAGAAAGGUCGCAGAAGUCAAGAAACUGGAAGGUACUCUCGAGUAUCAAAAAUUAUGA